AUGGCCACUGUCAUUCCUGGUGAUUUGUCAGAAGUAAGAGAUACCCAGAAAGUCCCUUCAGGGAAACGUAAGCGUGGUGAAACCAAACCAAGAAAAAACUUUCCUUGCCAACUGUGUGACAAGGCCUUUAACAGUGUUGAGAAAUUAAAGGUUCACUCAUACUCUCACACAGGAGAGAGGCCCUACAAGUGCACACAACAAGACUGCACCAAGGCCUUUGUUUCUAAGUACAAAUUACUAAGGCAUAUGGCUACUCAUUCUCCUGAGAAAACCCACAAGUGUAAUUAUUGUGAGAAAAUGUUUCACCGAAAAGAUCACCUAAAGAAUCACCUACAUACACACAAUCCCAACAAAGAGGCCUUUAAGUGUGAAGAAUGUGGAAAGAACUACAAUACCAAGCUUGGGUUCAAACGUCACCUGGCUUUGCAUGCUGCAACAAGCGGUGACCUCACCUGUAAGGUAUGUUUGCAGACUUUUGAAAGCACAGGAGUGCUGCUGGAGCACCUAAAAACUCACGCAGGCAAGUCAUCGGGUGGAGUGAAGGAGAAAAAGCACCAGUGUGAACACUGUGAUCGUCGGUUCUACACCCGAAAGGAUGUCCGUAGACACAUGGUAGUGCACACUGGAAGAAAGGACUUCCUCUGUCAGUACUGUGCACAGAGAUUUGGGCGGAAGGAUCACCUCACACGCCACAUGAAGAAAAGUCACAACCAGGAACUUUUGAAGGUCAAAACAGAGCCAAUGGACCUUCUAGAUCCCUUUACCUGCAAUGUUUCUGUGCCUAUUAAGGAUGAGCUGCUUCCAGUGAUGUCUUUACCUUCCAGUGAACUGACAUCAAAGCCAUUUACAAACACUUUGCAAUUAAAUCUCUACAACACUCAGAUUCAGUCCAUGCAGAGUUCUGCAUCUGCACACCAAAUGGUUGCCACAUCAUUACCAUUGGGAAUGCCUUGUCCAAUAGAUAUGGAGUCUGUCCACCCUUCUCACCAGCUAUCGUUGAAAUAUCCGCUCGGUACUACCUCAUACGCAAUUUCUAUGCCUGAAAAAGAACAGCCAUUGAAAGGGGAAAUCGAAAGUUACUUAAUGGAGUUGCAAAGUGGUAUGCCUUCUUCGUCCCAGGAUUCUCAAGCAUCUUCAUCAAAACUAGGGCUGGAUCCACAAGUAGGGCCACUAGAUGAUGGGUCUGGGGAGGUUUCCCUUUCCAAGGGCUCCGUUCCUAUUAGCGAACCUCUAAACACCCCAUCAUUGGACUUUUCUCAGCUGUUCAACUUCAUACCUGUAAAUGGCCCUCCCUAUAAUCCUUCUGUUUCAGUGGGAAACCUCGGAAUGAGUUAUACUCAAGAGGAGGCGCAUUCUUCUAUGACUCAACUUCCACCACAAACCCAGGAUCCACAAGAUCCUAGCAAUAGUAUAGGUCUUGGGUCUCUGCACUCGUUGUCAGCAGCUUUCACGAGCAGUCUAAGCACAACCACCACCCUACCACGAUUUCAUCAAGCUUUUCAAUAG
Molecule: messenger RNA, 1506 nt
Organism: Gavia stellata (red-throated loon)
Lineage: Eukaryota; Metazoa; Chordata; Aves; Gaviiformes; Gaviidae
Gene: PLAG1
Product: PLAG1 zinc finger
Exons: 2
Coding region: 1-1506 (501 amino acids)
Biological process (GO): regulation of transcription by RNA polymerase II; cell fate commitment
Cellular component (GO): cytoplasm; nucleus
Molecular function (GO): histone deacetylase binding; DNA-binding transcription factor activity; RNA polymerase II cis-regulatory region sequence-specific DNA binding
Source: RefSeq, a predicted model, not a curated record